Messenger RNA from Talaromyces marneffei, 372 nucleotides. RefSeq lists its product as uncharacterized. The record is from RefSeq and is a predicted model, not a curated record. NCBI's taxonomy places the organism in Eukaryota, Fungi, Ascomycota, Eurotiomycetes, Eurotiales, Trichocomaceae. Gene Ontology annotation, biological process: proton transmembrane transport. The coding region runs from base 1 to 372 and encodes 123 amino acids. Gene Ontology annotation, cellular component: proton-transporting V-type ATPase, V1 domain; fungal-type vacuole membrane. The transcript is spliced from 5 exons. Gene Ontology annotation, molecular function: proton-transporting ATPase activity, rotational mechanism.
AUGGCUGCUGCUGCUGCCUUCAAGGACCGCCAAUUUCUCGCCGUGAUCGGAGAUGAAGACUCCGUCACCGGUCUUCUUCUCGCGGGCAUCGGCCAUGUCACCGAACCCCCCGACUCACAACGAAACUUCCUCGUCGUGGACUCCAAAACCGAAACCUCAGCAAUCGAAAAGGCAUUCCAUAACUUCACACAGGAAAGGAAAGAUAUUGGCGUGUUAUUGAUCAAUCAACAUAUUGCAGAACGGAUCAGACUAUCCGUCGAUUCGUUCACGGAUGCGUUUCCGGCUGUGCUCGAGAUUCCUAGUAAGGAUCAUCCGUAUGACCCUGAGAAAGACAGUGUGUUGCGACGGGUGCGGAGGUUGUUUGGAGAGUAG